AUGAUGAGUAAAUUAGAAGCAUUACCAAAUGAAAUUCUUAUUUUAAUAUUUUGCAAUUUAUCAUGGUUCGAAAGGACAAUAUCAUUAUGGUCGUUAAAUGCGCGUUUCAAUUUUCUCAUUUGUUUAACUUUUUCAAUAGACGAGAAUGGUAUUAUUUUUAAUCAACCUGGUUUAUCUUAUAAGAAAUGUUAUUCAGGAUCGUUUCCAUUAAUUUCUAAUUUAUCAACGUUAUCUGUCGCUUCUUUUGUUCGCCAUAUGCAUUUUGAUGGAACAAAUUCUAAUGUUUGCGAUCUUAUUCAUAAAUUACUUUUUCAUAACAAUUUUGGCGAAGGUUUUCACUAUCCUAAUCUGAAAUCACUUGUUGUCAGCGAAUGCUUGUUGAGCGAACCAUUAAUUAAAAGUUUAUCAUGGCUAAUUGAAAAUCAAUUGUAUAAACUUACAUUAUCAUUUGAAAAAGUAGGAAAACAAACGGUGAUGCUAAAAAAGUUUAUAAACAAGCUUUUCUCCCGUCAAAAUCAACUGGUUUCUCUUCGACUUGAUAUUGCCAAUGGAAUGUGUGAUAUUGAUAUUCAUCAGUGUUUAUCAUUAUCCUCUUAUCCUUAUUCAAGAGUCAUCUUCAAUAAACGUGAAUCUUAUUGCUUGAGUCUUCGUUAUUUGCAUAUUCAUCUAAUCUAUACAUGCUUCCUUGAACAUAUUAUUGAAUGUAUUCCAGCUCUUGAACAAAUGUCAGUCAAUUUUAAAAGUUCAAUGAAUAUGGAACCGCGAUCUACGACAGACAUAGAAACACUAAUCAAGUCAAAUGGCACUUGGUUUGAUAAACUACCAAAAUUAGAAAGUUUCAGUUUAAAAACUUUAAUUUGUGAUGCUCUACAAUUCGCUUAUUUGAAAUGGCUUCUGAAUAAUGUUAAUUAUAUUCGAAAACUUAAAAUUCGUCUUGGUGGUAAUGAAGUAUCGAAUAAAACGACAACUAUUUGGAAUUUACUCGUUGAUGCUGAUUUUAUUCGUCAAUAUUGUAUGCCUGAUAUAUGCAAGAAUUUGACUAACUUCGAUUUUUAUAUCGCUUUUAAAUGUGAAUUACUAUCAGUUAAUACUGAAAAAAUUAUAAAUUCAUUUAAGAUACAUCCAUUUUUUAUUGAUCGUCAAUGGACAAAUGUAACAUGUUUCUUUGACCCGAUUCUGUCAUAUCAACAUCUUUCUUCUUCUAUUGUUAAUCAACUUCAAUUCUAUAAUGGCUUACGCUAUUAUCCGAACUUUUCCACUUGGCCAUAUAUUCGAAGAAUUUCUAUUGAUUUACAUCCAUCUAUUUAUUCAUUGCUCCAACGAUUUGAUCAGCUGUUUCCUAAUGUUUGGUACAUCAAAGUUAAUAUGAUAUAUUUCCGAAAUGGUGACGAAUCAGAUCGAUCGGCACAAUUGCGAGUGCUAUUUGAAACGGAGCGAUGGAAUCUGAUCAAUAUUCAAUUGUCUUAUGUUACCAGACUUGAUUUUGGCUUUUGUUCAAAGUGUCUAGAUGGCAGUUGUGAUAAAUCCAUCGAUCGAAAUAAAACACGUGCAAAAAUGCUUGCUUGCCUUAUUUCAAUGACUGUUCAACUCAAAUAUCUUAUCGUGGAAAAUUUUCAGUGGCUUUUACAUGCCGUUCAAUAUGCAUCUAAUGAAUUAAAAAAUAACCUAUUGCUUACUGUUCAAUAUGCUGAGUUUGGUGUUGCAAGUUGUCAUCGUGGUUCAAAUGAAUCGAUUUCUGUUGGCAAAAAUCUUGUUCCUUUUCUAAGCACUUAUGUGCCUCAUUUACAGACAUUACGCCUUUGGAGGCCAGAUGAUUUUCCUUGGACAUCUAUUCGACCAGGUUUCAAGCUAGACUGUCGGUAUGCAGCUUUGCUUACACAAUGGCUUGAUUCACUAAUAACUCCUCAAUCGAUCGCUCAACAUGUAACUAUUUUCCAACAAGAUCUUUGUCAAUUGGCUGAAGAGUUGAAAGAAUUGUGUUUUCUUGAUAUUUAUGGCGCAAUCCAUCGUGAAAAAGUCGAAUCUUAUCAUUCCAUGGUUAAAACAUGUUUUCCUAAUAGUCAAAUUUAUAUUGGAAUAUCAAGAUUUCGUCUUUGGAUUUAA
Molecule: messenger RNA, 2103 nt
Organism: Rotaria socialis
Lineage: Eukaryota; Metazoa; Rotifera; Eurotatoria; Philodinida; Philodinidae
Source: the annotation of a GenBank genome assembly